UCAAUAUCUGUAAAUGUCUGUCGCUCUGUCCACUGCUCUGUCGUAACAUUCGCGUGUCAAGUAUUGUGCAGAAUAUUGAUCUUAAGUUGUGCGGUGUUUUCGCGAGUGGGGAGCUAUGUUAAUUCUUGAAGUGAAUUUGCAACAAAUAAACAAAUAAGUGCAAAUUAGCGUAAGAAUUAAUAAAAAGUUGAAGUGAAGUCAACAAUUAAUUGCCUUCCAUCAAUAACACCAUUAUUUUCAUUUGUGGUUGAAUAUUUUGAAAGUAAUUACAAAUGAUACAUAUACUGACUUGUGUAUGCAAAUUUAGUUCUUCAUAAUCACCUGCAGAUGUUCAAUAAAAAUUGGAAACAAAUUUCUGUUCCAUAAUGACCACCAGCAUAACUCUUGCUCUUGAUAAUGUGGAUGUAAGUGAAAAUACAGAACAAAUUAGUAAAUUAUUCCCUAAGUGUCGGCCAAGAAGUGAUAUAAAUCUUAAUCCUGUUAUUGCUGCUAUUAGAGAACACGAUAUUGAUAAUGAAAAACCUCCUGCAAUGAACAUUGAAAAAAGUAAUAAUGACAGGUGGGAAGAACCAAGUAAUGAUAGUAAAGAAACUGAAACUCAUACACGCUUAUCAGAAAAUGAAGAUGAAUUAAUAGAAUCUGAAAAUUUAGAACCACUUCAUAACAAAUUACAUGAUCCAAGGAUAAUAGAAAUUGCUGGGGGAAGGGAAAUUUAUUCACAAAGUAGAAGUAAAGCAGUAAGAAAAUCUAGAAAUUCGAAUAAUUUUAAUGAUGAAUCUGAGAAAAAGAAAUGUCAAAAGUCACCUAUUGGUCAUGGAGUGUGGGAACUGAGAAGUCAUUGUGAUGAAUUAAAGAAAGUAAAAAAUAACAAACAGUUCACUGAAACAGUAUUUUCAUCUGAAGUAUCUUCAAUAAGUCAAAACAGCACAGUAACAGAAAAUGAAAAAAAUAAUGCCGCUCCAAAUAUUAAAUAUCCGGGCGACGUAGUUGUAUUUGAUGAUAUUGAAGAUCAGUGGAAUCAAGAUAGAUAUAAAAGUGUUACAAAGUAUCCAGAAGUAAAUCACAGUGAUAAUUCUGUUAAAACAAAACUAGAAAAAGCAACAACCAUGAUAGGAAAUUUACCAAUUGCAGUGUAUGAAGGUUCGCCGAAACGAUACGGACCCCGUCAUGUGGAAACAAAUUCACAUCCUCAGUUACCAAGUGCACAAAGUUUACUUGCAUCCCCAAGUGUCUGCUUACCAAGACCAGGAUUUCCUCAAAGGGUGAUUACAACAACUUCAGAUUCGCCUGAAACAAAUAUAACAAUUGAAACCAGUGUAGCAAGUAGAAAAUCACAGCCGUUGCCACCACAACCGACAACUGCAUCUACAUUUGAUUAUUUAUACGAAUUUUCGGAAACUAGGAAAGUAUUAGAAGAAUUUUUCAAAUGCCAACCAGAAGAAAAUAGAUUAGAGACGGAAUUUCAAGAUUUGGAAUACGAAUUACGGAGGCCACAGGACACUUCCGGUAGUUCUUAUGUUGGACAAAGACUGGCAAAAGGACGGAGAGACCAUAUGGAAUUUCCUUUCACGGUUACGUCCCCAAACAAGUAUCCAAUCACUGGACAUCAGGAAUAUGAAGCAACAGAACACGAUAACAAUUUUUUAGAUUUAUCAGUUGGGACAGGUUCUAGUGAAGAUCUGGGUGAAACAGAAGUUGGUUUACAAGUUGGGCAAAGCAGGAAUUUUACGCUAUCACCUGAAACAACUGAUUGCGAUUCUAAUUGUGGCGAUUUGGACAGUGAAGUUUCAUUGAUGGUGAUGGAAAAUGAAAUUGUUCCAUCCGUUGGACUGCUAGGAUCAAACGGAAAUAUUAGUAUGACUAAUGAUUCUUCAAGGCUGUGUAGUAGCAUGCCCGUUUUAGAAGAUGGUCUGUCUUCGGGCCAUGCUAGUGAUACAGAUAACAAUAAUCCCGGAGUAAUUUCGAAAAAACAUCAUGACGCAGAUAUCAGUAAAAGUAGCAACGGUAAACAAGUAACGACAGUAAACGGUUCAGAAAAUGGCAUUUCUCUUCCAAAGGAACUCAUCAGUGUAUCGCCUAUAAAUUUAAACAACUGUAAAGGAGGAUUUGAAGAAAUACUUUCACACAUGGAUUCUCACAGCGAGAAAACUCCUCCACCACCUGCUCCGGCUCCCUACCGUUGUUUAUCAGGCGAAAAAGGUGAAGAUGUUGAGGCUGCCAUACGCGAUAUUCGUUUAACUCUUCAACGAACUAAAACACUACCGGCUAAUUACUAUGGUGAAGAACCUGAUGAAACGAAUAAUGUUAGUCCUGUGUGGGUACCAAGACAAAGGGGUGUAUCAGGAGUCAGUAUUGAUUCCGAUAGAAAGGUUCAAAGUGGCGAAGAAGGAGGUGAUGAAGAAGAGGCUGAUACUGAUUUAGAAACCGACAGACUUUUAGGACAACAAAGAACUGACGACCAAGGAUUUUAUGACGAUAAGGGUUGGAGAAAACCUAAAAGUCGGACUAUAUUGCCUCCACAUUGCCUUUCUACUCCAAAUCAUAUGCAUGCCUUAAAUGAAGGAGUUAUGCCUUUGAUUUCUCCUGACUCCCAAAAUUCUAGACCCUCCUCACCCACAGCCACUUCAGACAAAAGUCGGUCCCCUCAAAGCCAAAAAGGAUCUACUGCAUCAGUUAAACUUAAAAAGGAGAAAGAUAUCAAAAAAAAAGGUCGCAACAAAGAAGAUACAUUUGAUCACUCAGUGCUGAUAGAAGGGGUACUUUUUCGUGCGAGAUACUUAGGUUCUACUCAACUAGUUUGUGAAGGUCAGCCCACCAAGACAACAAGGAUGAUGCAAGCUGAAGAAGCUGUUUCUAGAAUAAAGGAGGUACCCAACCAAAUGAUUGAAAAUUGCGAGCCGUUUUUUGACGCUACCACUCCUGAAAAUGCUAAUUCUAACGAUGAUGCUUCGUCUGUAUUAGAACCUAAACCUACCUGCGAGCCUGAUACACAAGUUAUGUCGGUAAAUGAUUCAGAAAAAAAAGUAUAUGAAGGGACUCGGCACAUGCACAAUGCCCAUUCACUGCAAUUGGGUGUUGGAACAAAUGGGACUGUGUUUCGUCUUCAGUUUCUUGGAUCCGUUGAAGUGGAUGAGGAAGGAGGUCGGAAACGUCGAAAAAGACUAAAGAAAAAUAUGGUUGAAGUUGCUGUUACAAAAAUUAAGGCACCCGACGGAGAAAGUCAACCUAGUACAGAAGUGGACCUGUUCAUUUCAACAGAGAAAAUAAUGGUGUUAAACACGGAUUUGAAAGAAAUAAUGAUGGACCAUGCUUUAAGAACAAUCUCCUAUAUUGCUGACAUCGGUGAUUUGGUGGUAUUGAUGGCCCGGCGUCGUUUUGUUCCACACGAAAUGGAAGAAGCUCCAAAAAUCAACCGAACUCCUAAAAUGAUUUGUCACGUCUUCGAAAGUGAAGAGGCACAAUUUAUAGCUCAAUCAAUUGGACAGGCAUUUCAAGUGGCUUAUAUGGAAUUUUUAAAAGCAAAUGGAAUUGAAGACCAUAGCUUUGUAAAAGAAAUGGAUUACCAAGAAGUUUUAAAUUCCCAAGAAAUUUUCGGCGAUGAACUACAAAUGUUUGCUAAGAAAGAAAUGCAAAAAGAGGUUGUCGUACCGAAAACCAAAGGUGAAAUUCUAGGCGUAGUAAUUGUUGAAUCAGGAUGGGGUUCAAUGUUGCCCACAGUUGUAAUUGCUAAUUUGGCCCCUGCAGGAGCUGCAGCUAGAUGUGGCCAAUUAAACAUUGGUGACCAAAUAAUAGCGAUUAAUGGUAUUAGUUUAGUAGGCCUUCCCUUGUCUACUUGUCAGAAUUACAUAAAAAAUUCGAAAAAUCAAACCGUCGUUAAACUAACUGUCGUUCCUUGUGCUCCUGUAGUAGAAGUUAAAAUAAAACGGCCUGAUACUAAAUAUCAGCUCGGCUUUAGUGUUCAAAACGGAGUGAUCUGCAGUUUACUUCGUGGAGGAAUUGCUGAAAGAGGUGGCGUACGGGUAGGACAUCGUAUUAUAGAAAUUAAUAAUCAAAGUGUUGUUGCUGUUCCUCAUGAGAAGAUCGUAAAUUUAUUAGCUACGUCAAUAGGCGAGAUUUUAAUGAAAACCAUGCCAACUUCAAUGUUCAGGUUACUAACAGGUCAGGAAAAUCCAGUAUAUAUCUAAAUCGAGUAACUAUUUAACUGAAAGUGCCUAAUAUACUAGAUAUUAUUUUGUAAUAGACAUCAUUGAUUGAUCUAUUGUCCCUUUGUUGCGAAUGUAAAUAUUUUUUAUUGGGCGAGUUCUAUAUAGACAAUAUUUCUUCGACAGUAAUUGUCACAAUAUACGCUUUUAUGGUGCAAUAGUCCAUAUCUUCGUGCUUCUUGCACAUUUAGCUUGCAUAAAAAAAAAGUGGCAAGUAGAUUUACCAAAUAUUUGUGAAAAACUUUCUAUGUUGACUGCUCUUUUAAGUAUAAUUACAGUUAAAAAUAAGACGCAUAAAUACUUUAGCUUCUUCUAAUGCACACUGCAUCUACUUUUUUUUUAAUAUUCAUUCAUAACGAUUCUAAAAUGUUAUCUUCAUUUUCGAUAUCAGGCAUUCCUAACUGAAACAUACUACUGAUAAGCAAAUGUGUUGUUUUAUCUUGUGUAUCGCAUGCAGGAAUUAAUAUUUACAAAUGUUUGUGAUUUUUUAAUGAUCUGGUAACGUAUAAAUGUGUUUUAAAAUACUUGGCAUUUUUAUGUUUGUUGCUUUCAUUAUUCAUAUUAUAUGACUAGUGUUACACUGAUAUCGAAAUUUCAAGUUUCAUAAACUUUACAAAAGACUAAUUGAUUUUAUUUUAUCUAUCAGAAUCAAUACUUGUCAAGCUAUGGCUUAAAUACGUAAAAAAAUGUUACAGGCUUUAUAUAAGUAUCUAGUCAUUGUAAAAUAUUCAUUAUGUUGUCUUUACUUGUAAUAGUGGAAUAUUGAAUGUUCUAUUACUACCUAUGAAUAAAAUCACAGCCAAGAGUGCUGUCCAAAGUUUGCAAUUUGAGACUGGCAGAGAACAUUACUACGUUUUCAUAAUGGUUAAUGUUAUAUUGUUUAUGAUAACUGUACAAUUAUGGUAUUAAAAUUAGGUAUAAAGACAACUAGAAUUUAUUUUAUACUUAAAAAACUAAAUAUAACGUUUUGUGUAAUGUCAAAAAUGCAUUUCUUUUAUUAUAUUUAUUUAUUAACACCUUAAUUGACGUAACAUAGUGACCAUAUCAAAGAAAAUUCAUUUGUGUAUGAAAUUAAUUAGUGAUUAGCGUUUAUAGUGAUACGGAUCUCUUCAUCUGUAUAAGUGGUAUGUUUAAUGUAACAGUUGUAAACAAGUUAACUGAAUAAAGAAUACCACUCAUGUGAUUCACAAA
Messenger RNA from Agrilus planipennis (emerald ash borer), 5393 nucleotides. Its product is annotated as amyloid-beta A4 precursor protein-binding family A member 2-like. The record is from RefSeq and is a predicted model, not a curated record. Gene Ontology annotation, biological process: chemical synaptic transmission. NCBI's taxonomy places the organism in Eukaryota, Metazoa, Arthropoda, Insecta, Coleoptera, Buprestidae. The transcript has 19 exons. Gene Ontology annotation, cellular component: plasma membrane; cytoplasm; dendritic spine. Gene Ontology annotation, molecular function: protein binding. Bases 366 to 4184 code for a protein of 1272 amino acids.